Molecule: messenger RNA, 708 nt
Organism: Paramecium sonneborni
Lineage: Eukaryota; Ciliophora; Oligohymenophorea; Peniculida; Parameciidae
Source: the annotation of a GenBank genome assembly
AUGAGUUAUUCAGAUAGAGAGGAGAAUUUUAAUUAAAUAGAUUUUAUUUUUGAAUAUGAGUAAUAUUCAAACAAACUGAUCGAUAAUCAAAACCAUUAUCAAACAGAUUUUAAAUAAGAAUAACCUUAAAUUACUAUUCAAAGAUUUUAAACUUUAAUGCUUAAUGAAGCUAAUACAAAAAAUAUUCCGAAAACAUUUGGGAAUAAUUUUAAAAAAUUUAUGGAUAACCUAAUCUCAAGGAAUGAUGAUUUAAUUGGUAGAACUUAAAUUUCUUAAUGUAUGAAUGUGUUUUUAAAUAAAAAAAGCAAAGGCUAACAAUCUAAUUACAUCCUUCAAGAUUUUAAAACAUUGUUUAGUAAUAAAAUUUGCAGUAAAUGGUUAUAAUUUUAUAUUGAAAAUUGUGCAUUUUUAGAUUUGAUACAUUCUCCUAGAAUUGAAAACGUAGAGGAAUAUAUACUUUUCAUUGAAUAAUAUUUAGCAGGAGCUAGAGAUCCAGAUAAUUUUAUAUCAAAUCGAUAAUUAAAAAAAAAGAAAGAAGAUAUCAAGAAGUAAAUGAUGAAGGAAAAAUAAGAUGAGUUUUUUUAAGAAUAAGAUUCUAAUAUCUAGUUCGUAGGAUAGAAUUAUGAUUAAUUUUCAAAUAAUCAUAAUAUUGAUAAAGAAAGUGAGUUAGUCAUAAGUGCUUACUAAUCCAUUGGUUAAAAAUUAUGA